ACUGAAUGAAUGGGGCCCAUUAAAGCCAGCUGCACUCCAGACGGAGCCAGGCCCCGAUCGCAGCACUGGGAGAAAUGCUACAGUGGAACUGCACAUUCGUUAUUGGGGGGAUCCAAAUGUGCUUUCUAAAAAAAAUAUUUUUUAGACAAUUAAUUUUAAUUAUAUAAAAUUAUGCAAUGUUUUUAAAUUUUAGAAUAUGAUACUCUUAAUUCUGAAAUUAUUUUUGCUGUUGGUUAUUGAAAUAAUUUAUAUCAGGAUUAAGAUGACUCAUGUGCAUAUCCUCGGCACUCCUGACUCAUGCUCGCCUCUUUCGACUAACUUUGAAAUUAAGAAGGUUUAUAUUGCAAACUACCCAACAUUAACACAGUUUGGAAACUCAGUUGCAAUGCAUCUUGGCUAAAACUUUUUCAGUGUGGGCAUGCAGAUGUGGGCGCCGUCGCGGCAACAUUGAGAGCGUGGAAAUCCAGACAUUCCAGAAUCAGUCCCCAAAGUGCUCUCCCUGGCUCUCUACACACGUUCGAGUUGGAUUCGAUCAGACAACUCCCCACCGAAACCCCAAUUUCGCCUCCUCCCCGCGAUCGAGUGAGUAAUGCUCCGUCGGACCCACUCGAACGAUGCAAAUGCUCUGAUCAUGUGUAAUUUCGAUCGAGACGAUCUGCGGUCGAGCGGUUAUCAGUUGACCGUCCGCUGGGGGCCAUUGCGUCAUCCGCACUUUGUUUGUACACAGCGAUCGUGACCGAGGCAGUAAUGGGAUCCGCACACCAAUUGCUCCGCCGGCGGAAGGCACUUUCACUCUCACUCUCGUUGCCGGAACAGAAUCCGUUGGGCAGAUCACUUGUCGGCGGCCAAGAUGCCACUCCGGAUGGCUUUCCUCCAGCUGCUGCUGUGGGCGGUGGCGAAGGGCCACUACUACUACGACUACGGCUAUUGGCAGAUCAACGAGCCUCCUCCGCUCUGCUCAGACUACGAAAUGCUGGUGGUCAACACCCACCAGUGCGUGAGGCGCUGCAACAUCGUUUGUCGGGAUCGCGUCUGCUUCGAGGACGGACCCUGUCCCUGUGCCGAUCAGUAUCUGUCGGGGAACCCGGACGGAGUGGUCUGUGCCGCAACGUGCCUGCCCGGAUGCACGGAGGCGGGUGGCUACUGUGCUGCUCCAGAUCUUUGUGUGUGCCGCAAGGACAGAACGCACUACUUCGAUCCCCUGUCCCAGAAGUGCCGCCGCAGGGCUGCCCGACUGCUGGACCCCUGCCUCGGACGUUGCACCCAUGGCACCUGCUCCUCCGAGGGUCAGUGCAUCUGCGCCCAGGGCUACGAGUUGAGGACGAGCCUGCUCCACGGACAGCAAUGCAUGCCCAUCUGUGAUCACAACUGCGGACCCCAAGCCUACUGCUUCGCUCCCAACUUGUGCGCCUGCCGGCACAAGCACUACCACUAUACCCACAACGGUAUCUGCUCCAGGGAGUACUGACCUUGGGAAGCCAGCUGCAAGCCAAUGGGGCUGUUUUAGGUCUCGCUGCCGUCAUCCUAUAGA
Drosophila biarmipes is the source of this 1531-nucleotide messenger RNA. RefSeq names its product epidermal growth factor-like protein. The coding region runs from base 851 to 1468 and encodes 205 amino acids. NCBI's taxonomy places the organism in Eukaryota, Metazoa, Arthropoda, Insecta, Diptera, Drosophilidae. The transcript has 3 exons. The record is from RefSeq and is a predicted model, not a curated record.